This is a messenger RNA of Synchiropus splendidus (mandarinfish), 7229 nucleotides long. RefSeq names its product RAD9 checkpoint clamp component A (gene rad9a). The record is from RefSeq and is a predicted model, not a curated record. The transcript is spliced from 12 exons. The coding region runs from base 206 to 1372 and encodes 388 amino acids. Lineage: Eukaryota; Metazoa; Chordata; Actinopteri; Syngnathiformes; Callionymidae. Gene Ontology annotation, biological process: mitotic intra-S DNA damage checkpoint signaling; DNA repair; cellular response to ionizing radiation. Gene Ontology annotation, cellular component: checkpoint clamp complex.
UUCUGGCGGCGUAAACAACGGACAGCCCUGCGUGAGACACAGCGACAGCAGAAGUUAUCGAAAACAAAACUCCCGUUCACCAUGUGUCAUCUGGGCGCGGAGGAAGUGAUAUAACGUACCUGGCUGAGUAACCAAAAGAGCUCUGGCUGCUAUUAUUUAUUUCAGAAAUGUGUCGCCGGAAUUGCUAAUCUAACACGUUUCCAAAAUGGACUGCGUGGUGACUGGAGGGAAUGUGAAAGUCCUCGCCAAAGCCGUCCACUCCUUGUCCAGAAUCGGCGAUGAGCUGUACGUGGAGCCCCAGGAAGACGGGUUGGCCCUGCGGUCUGUCAACUCUGCUCGUUCGGCUUAUGCUUGCUUCCUGUUUGCCCCACUCUUCUUUAGCAGGUACACAGUGCCAAGAGGAGAAAGUUUUCGAUGCAAGAUGGCAGUCAAGAGUGUGCAGUCAGUGUUUCGGUCGCUGGUGUCUUUGGAGAAAACAGUCGAGAAGUGUCAUGUACAGUUGGACGAGCAGAAGAACCGUCUCACCUUCACUCUGCACUGCAAACACGGCCUCAUGAAGACACAUAAUCUCUCCUUCCAGGACAGUGAAAGUCUGCAGGCGGUGUUUGAUAAAGACGCUUGUGCCAAUGUGUUUUGUGCCCAGCCACGGCUGUUGGUGGAAACGGUUGUUCAUUUCGCUCCUUCACUGGAAGAGGUGACUGUGUCAGUGAGUGAUGACCGCAUGUGGGUCAGGAACCAUGUGGAGGACGAAGCCGAGCGGUCCAAAGCCAUGCUGACAGAAGUGUCUUUGGCCUCCGACGAGUUUGACCAUUUUGCUGUCCGGUCUCACUGCAGCAUCACCUUCUGUCUGAAGGAACUCAGAGGUUUGCUGUUGUUUGCAGAGGCCACAUGCCUCCCUAUUUCUAUUUACUUUGAUGAGCCAGGAAGUCCUGUGGUGCUCUCAGUCACGGACAGUGUCCUGGAAGCUAACUUUGUGCUGGCCACUCUGUCUGAGGACGCCAGUCUAAAAAAAAAUAACACAAAGAGAGCAUGUUCACCCGAGCCGCCACCUGCUGACGAUUUUAUGAACGAUGACAUGGACUCGUACCUCAUUGCGAUGGACACUAGCAUCGCGCCGGGUCCCUCCGUAUCAGCUCCACCGCUACCCCGGUUUGCUAAUUCUACUUCAAAACAACCCAUCGCUCUCAAUCACAGGACAAGAUUGCUCAGUGAGGAAGAAGAUGAGGAAGAGGAGGAGGCCGUUGAGGGACCACCUAAUAAAAAGUUUUGCUCACUGCUUUUCGGGUCAGUCCUCCCUCCAUCCUCUCAAGGGUCCACGCAGCCUUUGGCAACUCAAGAAGUUCUGGCCAGUGACAGUGAGGACGAGGCGUAAGAUGAAGUAAGGACUUUCGGAGGGACUGGAGACAACAGUAGUGAGCAUUGAACUCCACGCAGCACCCUUUGUUUUGGCGUAGGCAACACAAAAUCAUGAUGUGACAGGACGUUUUUGUCAGGAGGCGUUUUUAUUGGACAGUUAAAGUGACAUCAUUUGAAAAGUGGAUACCUGGCCUUGCCUGUUACAGUUUGUCUUCCUUUAAAUAAACCUUGUUUAUUUUUUCAAGAACACUUUGUUUCUGAAACACGGAAUUGCUGCCAGAGUCAAAUGUUUUUUUUAUAUAUAUUUACAUUUUUGGUACAUCAUAGUAGACUGAACGUCAGUAUUUCGUCUGAAUUUACAGUUAUACAGAUGUGUGGGAGUCAAAGGCAUGAUUACAUUAUGACCACCUGACUUCUCAACCAAACCUUUGACUUUGACCACACGUGCAAGACCCCUCACUUGAACAUGUCAAAAGUAUAGUUCAGCGUAAGAAGCAGAAUGUUUCAGGCUUGGUGACCCACUUUUUCCCACCGGAACUCCCUCAGUGCUCUCCUUCUCUUUUUGCAGCUGAGAGCUUUUCUUUUGCUGCUUCCUUGUCUCCAUCUUCCGGGCCUGCUUUUCCUCCUUCCUCCUCCUCUCACUUUCCCGACUCCUCCUCCUCCUCUUCUCCCUCAGCUUCUCCUCUUUUUGUUGGACUGCUACGUCGCUGAAGUCCUGAAUAGUUAUUUUAGGGAUUUUCAUUUUCUGCUUCCUCUUCGUCUUAUCUCCCUUUAGUCGGUGGAAAACACUUGUGGCUUGCGGGCGACUUGAUGCUCUUGCCGCUUCAAGGUGUUGCUCUGAGGACGUGUCUGUAGGUGUUUGCGCCAUAUUUGAAUGCGAACCUGUGAUCUGAACUCCCUCUGACUGUCUGAGGGUGGGUUGUUUUCCUUGAGGGUUGACAAAGAGUUUGUCAUUGAGCCGCCGAGCUUCUCUGGACGCUGCACUGGUGAAGGACCUUCGGACACAAAUGUCUCCUGUUGAGAAACUGCUGGUCCUCCUCUUGGAGUUUCUGGUAUUGCUGCUGCCGUUCUGCUGGGUAGUUUGUGCGUCGCUUCUGUGAUGAUCUGGUUCUGCUGGAACCUCUUCUUGCUUCAGCGCCACAUGACUUUCUAGUGGCUCAGGUGAUUCACUUUGGUCGGCGUUUUCUUCAUUCACUUCUUGGUGCUCUGUUGUUAUUUCCUCCUCACAUUCUUUCCUGUCACGUUCUGGGUCCUUCAUUUCAUGACUUGUCUCUGCUGUGAUGUCAUGCUCUUCAGCUCCCUCAGGAAGUGAAACAGUUGCUGGUUUGUCUUGAGCUGUGGCCUUUUCACCUGCUUUAUCUUGCGUCUCUGCCGAUAAGUCAGUUUGGUUGUGUGACUUCUCAGUGUUUUGGGCUGGUGAGUCACUCAUGUGGUGUUGGGAGUCAGGAGCAGCAGUCUCUGAUGGGCUGUGCUCUAUCUCUGAAGUCAAAGGUGUCUCCGUUUUAUCCUCAUUCCUCUGCUGAGUCUCUUCACUCCCCCUGGGGUCUGAUGUUUCUGCUUUCACCUCCAGCUGAGCUCUCAUCUGUUCUUCUGACUCGUCUGUGGUUGGUUCACUUCCGGCUUCCUCUUUCUCAGAGCCCUGUUUUGUGUUUACAUCACCAGCCGUUGGGUUUAAACAUGUCCCUUCAGACGGAUUUUGUGCGACCAUUAAUUUGGGUUCUACUUCCUUUGAUUUUACUCUCUGGUGUUUGUACGCUGCUGUUAGUUUCACUGGCUUUUCCCUCUGCGUCUGAUGUUCAUCCAUGACUACAUCCUCCUCCAGAAUGCUCUUCACAUUUUUAAAUUUCAUGUUCCUCCAGCUAGUCCAUUCAUCUUUCGCCCCCAUGGAGAAAUGCCUUAUGAUCUUCCCCCGGCUUUUACUCUCUUUGCUGUCCACCUUUCCUCCCCUCCACCUCUCCAGGAUGGAGGGAGACAGUGAGAGGGUGGAGGCAGAGCGUAUGAGCGUCACAGAGAGGUUUCCUGUCUCUCUUUUCACCCGGUCCUGUUCUUCCUUAUGGUUAAUGGUCUGGGCCCACACCAUACGGUAUCCAUGGCAACGACCCCUGGGGUCAAAAGUGGAAGAAGGUUUGUCCUUUUGCCACUUUUCCAACUCUUUCGCUGUCUGUUUUUCCAAGUCGCUGGUCGAUAGCGGAAUAGAGCAUACCUGAGAUGGAAGAGAGUAUUUUUUUAAUUCUUCUUGAAUGUCUUUAAGAGAUUAAACUUGAUGAAUUCAUAACGGAAAAAAAAAUAAAUCGACCCAAAUAACACAGAUGAAUCACAUUUGAACUCACUUUCACAGGGAACAUGUUUAUGAGGACCGAUUCAACUUAGAUUUGACCAUGCUGGCAUCAAAUAUAUCAAAUAUUAAGAUGCAAUUGAUCAUAAUUUUAAUUAUCCUGCAAUUCAUUCGAUUGAUUGUCUUAAUUGAGCCAACCCCAACAUUAAUGUGUGUUAUAUUGCUGCUAAGUGUGAGCAGCGCUGUUGCUGAGAUGCCCAUUUCAGUGGUCAUGAUCUACCUGUAGCCCACCACGAUACUCGAUGUUCUCAUAAAUGGCAUCACCUACUGUGGGUGGUGCUAGAAAUGAAUGAAUGAAACAGUGUCCUAAUUUUCAGAGGCCACUAGAGGUCACUGUCAGCAGUAUAGUCUGUGACUUUGAACAACUAUUUCAGUGAAACCUUGCUUUUUAAACCAAGAGCGCCUCCUACAUUGCUAGUCACUGCUGCUCAGUGUGUACGUCAUAUUGAAACGGUUCUUACUUCUGCUAUGAAAGUGUCCUCCUCCACCUUCACCUCCUCCUUGACCGCCCUCAGCCUCUCCAGAGUCUCCAUCUGACCCUGACACUGCUUCCUCUGCUCUGCUUGGCCCAGAACAUGCCGUACAAGAACCACGGCGACCUGGAGUAGAACCCGCACCCCUGCGUGUAUCACCAAAACAAGAUGGAAAACUGUCAAUCAAAAAAAAGUAUUCCUGGAUACCAAUAUGAGUUUGCUCUACUCUACAAGCUUCCUGUUUCCUGGCUUUGCCUUCAAAAUGCAUGCAUCUUAUUGGCAGAAUUACCGUAGCAGAAGAACAAGUCCCAGACUCUGAGGAGAGUGUUGAAGGGCAGGUGACGCGUGAACAAACACAUCAGCCAGUCUGUGGCGAACAUGAGGGGCUCGACUCCAUAACGCUGCAUGUGCUUGUGAGCCGGGGGGCACGUUCUCUUUAUGAGCCAGGUGAGGAGGGCGGCAUCGAACAGGACUCCCUCCUGCAUGACACAGGUCCAUUCACAUGGGUCACAGUGGCCAAACAUUGACAAGAACUGAAUUUUAGAUGCUCGAUAUCUUUGAUUAUAAAGAUUAAAAAUGAAAAGUAUUAAAAUAAAUAUGAAGAGUAAUAGAGAGAUUGAGGGAGGUGAAGAGGAGAGUGCAGGCAGAGUGGCUGUUGGAUGAAGAUCAAAGGUGAAGGGAAAACAGAGGACAGCCAAUGAAGUUCAAGGAUGUACAAUGGAGUGGGCCGGCAGGAAUAUGGAGGAUGAGCAAAAUUCGUUCUUGUGGAGGAGCAAGGUGCUCUACGCGGAAAGGUCCCUGGUCCAGAGCUGGAUUUGAACCUGUGUUCUUGAUGUGAGGCUGCAGGACCUGCCACUCUGACACUGACUGAAUGUAUUGAUUUGAGUUCCCUCACCAGCAGCGGGCUGUAGUACCCAGGCAGGUACUGCUCGCUGAUCUGCACCAGACACCAGAAGGCCUCCUGCAAUGACCACAUCCAACCAAGGGGGCAUCAUCUUCUGAACCUUCUCCACCAAUUAUGCAGACAAGCUGUGACUGAUGUGUCCGUACCUCUUCUGGCAUGUUCAUGAGCAGGACAGCAGCUACUGGUCCUUGAGCUUGGCAGUAGCCUUCAUCUGGUUGAAACUGAGUGUAGGCCUUUAACACCCGGAACAAUCCAUGCUGUCUGCAAACACAAAACCAAAAUUAGGAACUUUGCCUGCAGUGACAGUGAGACCCCAACUUCCGUCAGUCGGUGCGUGUGUGUUGCCUACCCGUGCCCAUCUUUGGACAGAAACAUCUCGUGGAAAGGAAACUGUCGAUCCAGGUCUCUCUCAAUAACAUCCACCCAGUGUUGGCAAGCAGCCGCCGAGUCCAGAGUCUAACAGUAAGAAUCAUGAGGUACACUCUCAUUUAAGACUCUGACUUCGACCAUAUUCAUGCUAACUCAUUGACCUCUGAUGACCUCACGUUUUUAAAUAAUAAAUAUGCAUGAAGAUAAUAUGUUACGCUACCAGUAGUGCUAAUGUCUACAGUGCAAAAACAGCAGCACAGAUAUAGAGUAUUUGGUAAAAAAAAUAAUGGCACUGAAAUGUCUUGGUUGUUUUAAACCUGAUAGAUGUGUCUGCUGUGCUUCAUCCGUUCCGUUGCUCCACACAGCAGGGGCCAGCACUUGGCUCGGAGCGACGAGGGGAUGCCUUUCUGGCAGUGGACCUUAACCUUAUGCAAGAAAAGAGUCGGUUCCAGUGGGAUUCUGCGUGAGCAUGUUCGGACAGUAUUCUCAAAUUCACCUUAUGAGGCUUCUUCAUCAAGAUGGUCUCCCACUGGUUGAUGAUGUUGAUCCACUUCCCUUCCCUCUGUCUCACCAGAUGAGGAUGUGGACCCGAACUCCUGACGUCAAAACACAGGAGCCUCAAAUUUUAACUGACUAUCUGUCGUCGGCUUGAUAUUCCGGGGCCAGAGUAGGAACUUGGUGUGUUUCUGUCGCCUCUAACUGUUGCGUCAUCCUACCACCAGCUGUGCCACCUUUCUGAAGAAUUUUCAGUUUCAGAUGGUUAGAGCUACGGUGGUCUUGAUCAGGGGGGUAUGAGCUUUUGCAAGGGCGCCGCAAAAAUAUACGGCGACUCUGCUUCUCUCAUUGAAAACAGCAUGGCAAACCCACAUCCGGUCCCGGUUUGCACAAGGACUUUGAAUCACCCACGGAUGAUUAAAUAGUCGCACGGCCCAUAUUAAUAAUUUCCACUUUUGCAGUACAAAGUCUUGACAUUAUUCAACACCGAGAAUCUGAAGAAGAGACAGGAAACAGGAAAACCACAUCUCCACGGCAACGAGCCAGGUUGUCGAAGCGACCCUGGUUAUGGUGGAAACCACAGUGCACACGUAGCUGUUGGCUCUAAACACGAACAAAUAAAAUUACAGUAAUCUGGUACAAAGCAUAAGCAAGCCUCACUCAAAAAUUCACUUAAGGUCACUGUAGUUAUUUUUUGUUUUGUUUUGCUAUUUGAAAAAUCAAGCUAUCCUCCCAAAAAUCACAUUUUCAGCUAUGAAACAACUUACUCAGCCGAAGCUCCGUUGGUCAGGAGGAAACCAAAACGGUCUGUCGUCGGUUCUGCACUGAGCUCUGCUUCAGAUCCAGAACUACCUUCAUCACUUGAAUUCUUUUUGGCACCGGAUGCACUCGGCAUCUAAAAGCAGGGCAGUAAAUGACAGUUAUUCUUCAGCAAAGUCAUUAAGUGACCAUAAUUAAUCACUUCCUCCUUCCACAAAGUCACUUCACCAUUCUUCAAUAAAAGUUGGAAUUGCUCAUAAAAACUUAGUUCAAUGUCAAUCUGUAUAGCAAGCAUCGUUUAAGUCCGAAGACUUCUAAAUGCACCAUAUCAACACAAAUACCAGAAUGUUAAAAAAAAAAAAAAUCUUCAUUACCAUUUUGCCCCCCUUUUCAUAAAUGUCAGUGGUGAUAAAACGCCUGCCGACGAGACGAGGAAGACAAACUUCCUUUGUCUCAUGAGGCUUUCACGGCUCCCUAAAACUGACGGAAUCCGCUAUGAAACGUAAAUAACAUAUCAUCGGUGAAGUAAAACUGGUGU